Molecule: messenger RNA, 315 nt
Organism: Durusdinium trenchii
Lineage: Eukaryota; Dinophyceae; Suessiales; Symbiodiniaceae
Source: the annotation of a GenBank genome assembly
GUCUUUGCCUUGGACCUCGGCGACUUGGAUGUCUUGCGCGAUGCCACUUGGACGACUAACGGAGAACAGGGAGGCUUAGAGAUCUGUUAUUUUGGUUGGGUGAAGAUGGUGGAGAGAAAGAGGAUCUCUCAGUUUGUGGCGGCUUCCUGUCUUCUGACCUGUGUGGCAGCGUUUGGCAUCAUGUGCAUUUGUACCAUCCUCCCGAAUGCGAUGUUGUUCCCAAGCACCAAUGUUGAAUGGCGCCACAAGAACCACAUUGGAUUUGAGGAUGAGCCUCGGCGAUCUGCGCGGACGCAGGAGAGGGACUCCCAGCUU